GUCACAUCAAGCCAGCUCAAUCCGCCGGCGUUCUACAAAAGAAGAUUUUCAUCUGGACGCUCCCGUACCGAAGACAAGGGCAAGACGUAUCGGCGAUCGCUCCCGCAAGGAGAGGGUGGAGAAUUUUGACAGCUGUCAUUGCGCACUUUCGUAUUUCUCCCGUCUCUCGUCUCGUUGCGACCGAAACAAAAAUCUUUAUUUUUAUCACACACGAUGAUGUUCCCGUAGAGUGUGACUGGGUUUGUGAGUGAAUAACGAUACGAAUAAACGACAGCAUGGCGAACGACGAGGUGUUAGGGCCGCGAAAGACGAUGUUCGUUUUAGUGAUUGUUGUGGGGUGUUUUGCAGUCCUAUGGCCCAGGAUUUUGUCUCCACUGAUCGUGGGCCACUCUCGGGAGCAGCUGAAACCGAACCAGUUUGACCGGGAGGCAGGAUGCUGCGAAGUGAUUUUUGAACCUGAGGUAGCAGUUCUUGAGCUUGUUAACGAGCUAUGCAGUUCAGCAAUAGGCAAAAUGACUCCGCAAGCUGCGAUAGAGUGCCGUAAGGCAGUCAAUGAUACGUGCGGAGUUGAUAUAGCCGCACUGGUAAAACAGAAGGAGAAUGUCGGGAAGACAAUGAAGAUGCUCGUUGAAACUAUGAAGAAUAGCAACAGUUCUUGUCUUAGAAAUAAUUUUGGUGUGCCGAUAUACAGUUUGAGUACACAUUUUGCAUCAAACUCGUGGAGUCUCCCGGACACCGUGAAGCAAGAACGACCACCAAUCCGCAUGGGUCCGCACCCGGCGAUGCGCGAGCGGGGUCGAGCUAUACCACCUGGAGCACCACCACCAUCGAAACCGGUGGCGCUGCCACCACACCUCAGGGUACGGUCACCACUAAACGUCUACUAUGAACUCGAUAUUAAGCCUCCGCCGAUCCCGGGGAUGAGGCCACCGCUGGGCUCACCUGGAGGUCCAGUACCAGCGCCGAAGUCUUCCAUGGGUUUCGUCAUGCCAAUCUACACGAUAUGCAUCAUAGUAUUCUUCGUUUACACUUUAAGCAAGAUUCUGUUCAAGCGCACCGGUUCACCGUACGAGCCCGUGCCUCCUGAUCCGCAUUUCAGAAGACGCGUCUUCCGCGACGAUUCUAGAAACACGCCAGACAAACUUGGACAUAAAGAGACAGAUACGAAGGACGCAGAGUUGGCGGCUCUGAAAGCGCGGCUCGCUGAGACCGAACGAGCGAUGCAGAGGAUCGUUAGCCAGCUAGCCCAGCGAGACGCGGAUGCGCUGGAUAACACUCGUCCAUAUACUAAUGGUAGUAUCGUGUUAAACUCUGGCCCAGUCCAUAUAAUCACUAGCGAACAUCAGGAGUCGAAAGAGAAGACUCCAGAACCCCAAAAGCCAAAAGAACCUUCGCCAGAACCGAAAGAGUCUGAUGUAGUUACUAAUGAUUAUACAGAAAAAGAUAUCGAAUAUCCUGACCAUAACAAAGUAAAAAGAGAUUUAGAAAUUGCUGAAAACUUAGACAAAGGUGAUGUUAUUGAAUCCAAAGAAAAACUAAACGAACAUGUAGAACUUGAACAGAAAUCUGAAGCAAUUUUGGAUGUUGCCGAUACAAAAGUAACAGAAGACGAAAAAGAAAAUGACAUAGAUUUAAGUUCGGAAAACAGGGAAAUAGACGAUAAGCCAAUCUUAGGAAAAGAAUCAGAAGAUUUAAUCGCUGAAGAAAAGAAGCUAUCUGAGAGCGAGGCAAAACCGAAGGAAUCCACACCAGAGCUGCUAGAAGAAGCGCUAAAAGAGGAAUCUCCUACGCCAGAAGAAAUAAUUGAAGCCGAAAAUGAAAGUUCCAGAGUUAAGGUGGUAGGUAUGGAGAUGACCGCGGAUGGGGGCGUUUGGCCCAUCGCCCCGCCCACCACGCCCGCGCCGCAUAGACCGCAUGAGGCAGACGAGGUGAAGUCCAUUUUCCUGCCGACGGAGAUCCCUCAUCAGUCGCGAGUGCUGGUGUCCGACUUCGCAGAGGACAGGGCCGAGAGCCCCAAGCCGGCUAACAACGCGCCGUUGGUGGUUAGCGGUAAAAUGACUUUGUCGCUCAUCCAAGACGCGCCACGGGAGACUCCAGAGAGAGAUCCGGAAUCAACGGUAGACGAUUUUACAACUGCAAGCGCCUUCACUCAACAACAAGCUCUUGAGAAAGAAGAUGACCUCUCCGAUGAGGAAAUUGAAGAAGUGGAAGAAAUAGAGGAAAUUGAAGUGGAAGAGAUUGAGGAAGAAGUGGAAGUUGAAGAGAUAGAGGAGGAAGUUGAAGAAGAAGAAGAAGAAUAAUGUAACCAUUUUGCCUAUCCAGAACCUCUCUGGCCGAUAAAUAGACAAAAAAUCUUAGGGCCUGUAGGCCUACUACAAAACCAUUUUGAGACUCAAACAAUCGAAUGAGAA
This is a messenger RNA of Aricia agestis (brown argus), 2411 nucleotides long. RefSeq names its product resistance to inhibitors of cholinesterase protein 3 (gene RIC-3). Gene Ontology annotation, biological process: synaptic transmission, cholinergic; protein localization to cell surface. Gene Ontology annotation, cellular component: neuron projection; neuronal cell body; intracellular membrane-bounded organelle. The record is from RefSeq and is a predicted model, not a curated record. The coding region runs from base 276 to 2300 and encodes 674 amino acids. The transcript is spliced from 13 exons. NCBI's taxonomy places the organism in Eukaryota, Metazoa, Arthropoda, Insecta, Lepidoptera, Lycaenidae.